AUGAAUAGUUUUUCAAAUUUCGUCAUCAUCUGCUUGCUAAGUGUAAUAAGUUCUACCCAUGUUCACUCAGCUGAGCACUAUCUCUACCAUGUUAAGAACUUUACUAAAGAAUAGCAAGAAAUAAUUGAUGAAGCUAAGGCUAUUGAAAACUACUAUAAAAAUGCUUAAGUAUUCGGCAAAUACGAGAAUCAAUUGCCCUGGCCCUCUGUUAAGUUUCCUUAUAAUGGCGUUGCAAAUGCUACAGUUUUCUAGUUCAAUAAUGUAACUUAGGAGCUUACAACAUAUAAGAACCUAACCUCGAUGAUCUAUAUUGAUUCAGAUGGAAACCGAGGAAUAGUUGAAAUCAAAGUGGAUUUGCCUACAGUGGGCAGUUAAACAAUAGAUUUUUACAUUGAUUACACCAAGGGUGUAGUAGUGAACAGCAUUCAAUCCAUAAGUUAUUGUGUCGAGUAAAAUGUUGGACUCCAGAUAAACCUUAAAGGAAUCAUAGAUGCGAUUUCAGACUAGAACGCGAAUUAUACUCAAUACUUAGGAAAAGUUAAUAUACCCUGGUUCCCUGUAGAAGAAUACCAUCAAUUCCAUAUUUAAGUCGAUACCCCUCAGGGUCUUAAAGGAAUUAUGGCUUUCUUUACUACUGACUCAUAGGAGUUAAGAUGGGUUACUCUAGAUUUAGAUUAUGAAACUAUAAUUGGGUUUGAAAAUGGCAUUGUUGAAAGAAAGUUUACAGACGAUGAUUAUAAAAACAUUCUACGAACUUGUCCAAAUACAUUAGCAUAUGUAUAGACGUAUAAAAAUGAAUAAUUCUUAAAGAAAGCUAUCGAAAAAUUCCUCAAUUAAAAAAUUGAGUGA
Messenger RNA from Stylonychia lemnae, 849 nucleotides. The record is from the annotation of a GenBank genome assembly. NCBI's taxonomy places the organism in Eukaryota, Ciliophora, Spirotrichea, Sporadotrichida, Oxytrichidae.